Daldinia childiae is the source of this 1287-nucleotide messenger RNA. RefSeq lists its product as uncharacterized. The record is from RefSeq and is a predicted model, not a curated record. The transcript has 3 exons. Bases 1 to 1287 code for a protein of 428 amino acids. Lineage: Eukaryota; Fungi; Ascomycota; Sordariomycetes; Xylariales; Hypoxylaceae.
AUGAAUCGAUUCCUAUCAAGCAACCGAGAAAGUGAAAGUAGUGAUACUUCACUCAAAUCGAGCCAGCUAGUCUUUUCAUCUAGUAUCCCUGAAGCCCUCACCUUUGACAGGAUUUUGAGUGGUGGAACUUGUCCACCAUGUACUAUUCAUGACUUUAUGAAUUACCUACUCUAUAUCGAGCAUUCGGCAGAGAACCUACAAUUCUACCUUUGGUACCGCGAUUACAUAAAGCGGUUUGACGAAGCCGACACUGUAGACACGAAUCUCUCCCCAGAAUGGACACAAGCAAUGGAGGGCGAGGCGAGGGCCAAGAUCCAAAAGGACGUCAGACGAGAGCCGAAAGAAGCCGAUAUGUUAAAGGGUACUGACUUGGAGAAGGGGGUAAUAGAUGUAAUAAUAGAAAAUGGUGACCCCUUUUCGACACCCCCUUCUACGCCUAGUAUGAGUAUAACCCCUUCCUUUCUAUCGGAUUCCCAGGCCUCUAGUUACCGUUUGCAAUCCCGAGAUGCUUUUAGUGCUGCUGGUGCUAUACAACCAUUCACUAUCCAACCCUUCAGAGCAGAGAUCAAUCGCUUAAUCGCAAUUUAUAUCUCAGACGACGCCCCGAGACAACUUAAUCUCUCGAGCCGAGAACAAAAGGGUGUCAUCCAAGCCCUCGCAUACACAACGCACCCGUCAGCAUUCCGGACCAUCGCUAAAAGCAUAGAGGACACGCUCCGACGCCAGGCGCACCCGAACUUCAUCCGCUGGACCAUCUCUAACGGCAACCCAGCACGAGUAGCCUUCGCGCGAAGCCUAAGCGUCGGUACGAUCUUCUGCACCACAACAGGCGCUAUAAUCCUCACUCUGAGUUCCGCAGCGCGAGGCUGGCGCGCGCUCUUCGCCAUCGGUUGGGUCCUAGGCAUCGCGGCGCUAAUUACGUCAUGGAAAGGGAUGUGUGUGAUCCUACACGGGCUACAUCGCCGACACGUGCGGCCGUGGGAGCUCAUCGACUCCGCCGCAUCGUGCGACGAGUCUGAACUAUGCGAUCGGAGUAGAGACGCGGGAGAAGACCGGAACUUUGACUCGUUUAGCUCUAGUAAUAGCUAUAAAGACGAGCCGUGGGUGGCGCGGUACGAGCGCCGCGGACUGCUGCGGAAGGUGUUCGAUCGUGAGGUCUGGAUCCAGGAGCCGGCGCUUAGGCACAUACAAGACGUCAUUUUUGUGCAGGCGCUGCUUGGUGCUCUGUUAGGUGCUGGCGUGCUGACGGCUGUGUUUGUGAAUGUGCCUGCUGGGAGGUUCUUCUGA